Molecule: messenger RNA, 819 nt
Organism: Phytophthora nicotianae INRA-310
Lineage: Eukaryota; Oomycota; Peronosporomycetes; Peronosporales; Peronosporaceae
Exons: 2
Coding region: 1-819 (272 amino acids)
Source: RefSeq, a predicted model, not a curated record
AUGCUAGCACUCGCACAUCAGGGUCAACAAGAGAAGGGUGAGCGACAAUGGGGCCAGCACUACCUUAAAAGAGCAGAUCUGCAUCCUGAUCUACGCUAUGGCACGGCAUGGGAGGCGAUUUAUGGCGCUGGAAACGAUAGAGUUGUUAUUACAACGACUGGAUUCGACUUUAGCUGCUUCCACUACUUGUUAUCGUGUUUCGAGCCCAGAAAGAGUGGAAAAAUGCUGCUCUGGGAUCACUAUACUGCUGUUGACAGAUUGAUUCUUGAAGAUGGUGCUCCACUCCCAUACCAAGAAACGACGUCGACGCUUCUGGUGAAUCCAGACCGGAUCAUAUUCGCCGUGACGCCGUCGGUGUGCUCGCGGUAUUUGGCGUUUUCGGUGCAAAUGCUUUUGGAGGUGUUCAAGAGCAUCCCGGAAGCUACGCCUGGGACUGACGAUGACGAUGUUUUUGCAGACUACGCUGGCAUGAUUUCGUUGCGUCACCCCUUGCUGACAAAGGGUUUUUGCUUCGUUGACGGCGUGAACAUUCCUGUAGCAGAGUCUGAAUUUGAUGAUAUUCAGAACGCGUAUUAUAACGGCUGGGCCUGCAGUCACUACUGCUCGAACGUUCUGGCGUUUGCUACCGAUGGUAACAUUAUUCGGGCAACUAGCAUCUCCAGUCGGCUUCUUCACGUUCAGCAGGACGCUAAACUUUUUCUGCAGAGACGGAAGGUCUCGCUUUGCGCGAUCAAACUCAUUCGCGUAGUCCUCGUAGUGGUGCAACACAACCUCCCACUCGUUUGCUCCAGUUGGAAGAACUUCAUCGAUGAUCUCUAA